AUGUACUCAAAAACCUUACUAAUUUUCUACGGUUUCUUGCUGGCUGAAGUUAACUCAAUUGCAGUGCCAGAUGAUCCCAGUUGCGCAGUUGGGAAUACAAAAACGACGAAAGAUUGCUGCGUCGUUCCUAAGGUCGUUGAUCCCGUUCUGAAAGCACGCUGCAAGGCCGAAAAUCCACUCGAUCCCAAUGAAGUGAAAACAGAUGGUUGCUGUGUAGCACGAUGUUCGAUGAUCAAUUUAAACGUUUUUCAAAACAACAUCAUCGACAAAGCUGCAGCCAAACGAGCUCUUCGGGCUACGGUUGGUGCAGAUCCUCAAUUUGCUCCGAUCACGAACAGAAUCAUAGACGCGUGUGCAAAUAAGGUCAAUAUGGAUGCGAGUUUGAGAGUGCCACCCAUAUCUGCCGCUACCGGAGUCGAGGGAUGCAGCCUGAGACCGGAGCUGUUCAUCGAUUGUGUCAGCUUGCAGAUGUUUCAACAGUGUCCAGCUUCGGCUCUGACUAAAGAUGCCGGAUGCGACGCCCUGAUGGCAAAGGCGAACUCGGGAAAGUGUUACUUCGAAACCUUGGAAGGAUAA
This is a messenger RNA of Uranotaenia lowii, 576 nucleotides long. Its product is annotated as general odorant-binding protein 67-like. The record is from RefSeq and is a predicted model, not a curated record. The coding region runs from base 1 to 576 and encodes 191 amino acids. The transcript is spliced from 2 exons. Lineage: Eukaryota; Metazoa; Arthropoda; Insecta; Diptera; Culicidae.